Messenger RNA from Homo sapiens (human), 4352 nucleotides. It is a transcript of the gene CYB561A3, whose product is annotated as cytochrome b561 family member A3. NCBI's taxonomy places the organism in Eukaryota, Metazoa, Chordata, Mammalia, Primates, Hominidae. The transcript has 9 exons. Gene Ontology annotation, molecular function: transmembrane ascorbate ferrireductase activity; oxidoreductase activity. The record is from RefSeq and is a predicted model, not a curated record. Gene Ontology annotation, cellular component: lysosomal membrane; lysosome; late endosome membrane. The coding region runs from base 2698 to 3540 and encodes 280 amino acids. Gene Ontology annotation, biological process: intracellular iron ion homeostasis; transmembrane transport.
UCUAUGGCCAGUCUGGCCGCCAUGUUGGAGCUUUCGCUGUUCGGGGCCCGGCCUGCUCCGGGCCCUCCCAGCGUCGCCGCUAGCUGACUUAGGGCUCCCGCCCACACUGCGCACGGCCUUGCUGAGGGCCGGCUCGUAGUGGGAGGCUUCGCGUUCACCUGAACAUUUCCGCCUCCUCUGGAUGGGGGAUGAGAGGCGGGGCUGAUGCAUCGCAGCAGUCCUGGACCCUGACUUCGGACUUGGAGAAGAAACGCCGAGGAGGAACGGGAGUUAGGGGGUUAGCAGCUUGGCGCGCUGGGAGCCGGCCACCCCUGGUCUCCGGACUUCACUUCCCAGGAGGCCUCGCGCGCGACUGGAAGUGCUGCGAGCCUAUAAGAAGGCGAGGCGGCACCCGCCGCUCUGCUCUGGGGCGGCAUUGCCAGCCGGCUGUAGGCAUUCAGGGCAGUGUCUUCUGCAUCUCCUAGGAACCUCGGGAGCGGCAGCUCCGGCGCCUGGUAGCGAGAGGCGGGUUCCGGAGAUCCCGGCCUCACUUCGUCCCACUGUGGUUAGGGGAAUAUUGAGCCCUUCACUCCUCAUGUUCCGACUUUAACAGAAGCUACCUUUGAGAAUAAGGAAUCCUCAGAGCUGAGAGGGAGUGGACCCGAAUUCCUGUACCAGCUCGGCCACUUACCUUGGCUAAGUCAUUUUCUUGUUUUGGGCCCCAGUGUCACAGUGUUUUUGAUUUGUAAGAUGAGGGUUUAGGGCUUGUAUCCUAAAUCUGGUCCUCAAGAUUCUUGAAGUCCCCCAGUCCAUCGGGGAGGGAGAGCAACAAACUGAUUUUCUACCCCUUCAUUUAUUUGUAGUUCUAAAUUAUAAAAGUAACACUGCAAGAGUUUGGAGUAGAGCCUUUUUCUUUUUCUUUCUUUUUUUUUUUUCUGAGACAGAGUCUCACUCUGUCGCCCAGGCUGGAAUGCAGUGGCACGAUCUCGGCUCACUGCAACCUCCGCCUCCCGGGUUCAAGCGAUUCCCCUGCCUCAGCCUCCCAAGUAGCUGGGAUUACAGGCGCCCGCUACCGCGCCCGGCUAAUUUUUGUAUUUUUAGUAGAGACGGGGUUUCUCCAUGUUGGUCAGGCUGGUCUCGAACUCCUGACCUCAUGUGAUCCGCCCGCCUCGGCUUCCCAAAGUGCUGGGAUUACAGGCGUGAGCUACCGCGCCCAGCCUGCGUAGAGCCUUUUUCUAAGACUAAGGGCUGGAUGGGAACUAGCAUUUCUUACCCCUGGAUGUGACCUGUUUUAGCUCAGCCGGGAGAAUCCUUUUUCGCAAGAAGUUAAUAAUAUCUUGUGACGUGAAAAUUAUGUGAAACUCAGACUUCAGUGUCCAUAAAUAAAUAUUACUGGAACACAGCCGUGGUGCUCAUUUGUUAAGAUGUUUAUGUGGCUGCUCUUGCAUGGGCAGAGUUGAUGACAUAGUUGUGACAGACCAUGUGCUCUACAAAGCCUAGAAUAUUUACUACCUGGACCUUUACAGAAGAGCUUGCUGACUGCUCCCUUAGAAUGGGGCUCUGCAAAGUGAGCACACCCUGGGAUCACAGCCCAGCCUGCCCUUAGAACAAAUGAGAGGAUAUUUUCAAGCAUUUGCAUUGCAGUUUUCACGGUUUUUUUGUUUUGUUUUGUUUUUGAGACAGAGUCUAGCUCUGUCGCCCAGGCUAGAGUGCAGUGGUGCGAUCUCGGCUCACUUCAGCCUUCUCCUGGGCUCAAGCCAUCCUCCCACCUCAGCCUCCUGAGUAGCUGAGACUACAGGUGGAUGCCAUCACGCCCAGCUAAUUUUUUUUUUUUUUUAAGAGAUGAGGGCUCACUGUUGCUCAGGCUGGUCUGGAACUCCUGGGUAUUUAUUUAUAGACAGAGUCUAUCUCUGUUGCACAGGCUGCAGUGCAGUGGCGUGAUCUUGGCUCACUGCAACCUCUGCCUCCUGGGUUCAAGCAAUUCUCGUGCCUCAGCUUCCCGAGUACCUUGGACUACAAGCGCAUGCCACCGUGCCUGGCUAAUUUUUGUAUUUUUAGUAGAGACGGGAUUUUGCCAUGUUGGCCAGGCUGGUCUCGAACCCCUGACUUCAGGUAACCCACCUGCCUGGGCCUCCCAAAGUGCUGGGAUUACAGGCAUGAAUCACUGUGCUGGUCCUUCACUGCAUUCUUCCUUUUCUCCUGCUUUGCUCUAUUUCAGGAAGUAGGAGGGCUUAUCUGUGUAUUGUGAGCAGGGCAAUAUAACUUUGCAGCUCUCUGUCAGGAAAGUGUGCCCAGGGUCUAUUCUAAGUCUGUCACAGAGCAGUAAACCAGGACCUUUUCUAGGGUGUGGCUACAGAUCCUUUCGGACUGCAUUUACUUUUUCCUCUUACAAAGAAAAAAAAAACAGUUGUGGAAGUAGAUAUUGUCAGAUGAGUGAGCCUGCUGAUCAAGAUCUCUUACAUUUCACUGAGGGAUGGAGAGUGUUUUAGGUGAGUCCUGCAAAUGUUAAGUGAUUUGCUCAAGGUGCCCAUUUCGCAGGAAUUGGAGCCCAGGCCAGUUCUCUGAGCCUAUCAUUAGGGCUAAAGAGGAAGAGAAAGCAGAAGUCUCAGGGCUGGAGACAGCUGAGGGGCAUCAGCUGGUUCAAGGUGUGGAGUGUGGGCAGUGGAGUGAAGGCCUGGUUACCUCUCCAGUGAAGAUUAGCCCCAUAGAGCUUACUCUAUGGGGAAGAACUUUUCUGACUCCUUCCUGUCUAGGGAGUGCGUGAUCAGAAUGGUGUCUGGACGGUUCUACUUGUCCUGCCUGCUGCUGGGGUCCCUGGGCUCUAUGUGCAUCCUCUUCACUAUCUACUGGAUGCAGUACUGGCGUGGUGGCUUUGCCUGGAAUGGCAGCAUCUACAUGUUCAACUGGCACCCAGUGCUUAUGGUUGCUGGCAUGGUGGUAUUCUAUGGAGGUGCGUCACUGGUGUACCGCCUGCCCCAGUCGUGGGUGGGGCCCAAACUGCCCUGGAAACUCCUCCAUGCAGCGCUGCACCUGAUGGCCUUCGUCCUCACUGUUGUGGGGCUGGUUGCUGUCUUUACGUUUCACAACCAUGGAAGGACUGCCAACCUCUACUCCCUUCACAGCUGGCUGGGCAUCACCACUGUCUUCCUCUUCGCCUGCCAGUGGUUCCUGGGCUUUGCUGUCUUCCUCCUGCCCUGGGCGUCCAUGUGGCUGCGCAGCCUCCUAAAACCUAUCCACGUCUUUUUUGGAGCCGCCAUCCUCUCUCUGUCCAUCGCAUCCGUCAUUUCGGGCAUUAAUGAGAAGCUUUUCUUCAGUUUGAAAAACACCACCAGGCCAUACCACAGCCUGCCCAGUGAGGCGGUCUUUGCCAACAGCACCGGGAUGCUGGUGGUGGCCUUUGGGCUGCUGGUGCUCUACAUCCUUCUGGCUUCAUCUUGGAAGCGCCCAGAGCCGGGGAUCCUGACCGACAGACAGCUGCUGCUACAGCUGAGGCCUGGAUCCCGGCCUUUCCCUGUGACUUACGUGUCUGUCACCGGCAGGCAGCCCUACAAAUCCUGGUGACCUGCUCUCCCAAGAACAGAGCCUGUCCCCAGAUGUCCCAGUAGCGAUGAGUAACAGAGGUGGCUGUGGACUUCCUCUACUUCUCCUUGCUGGAUCAGGGCCUUCCUGCCUCCCGCUGGGCAGGUCUGGCCUUGCUCUCUUGGCAGGGCCCCAGCCCCUCUGACCACUCUGCAGCUCACCAUGCAGCUGAUGCCAAAGUUGUGGUGUCCAGUGUGCAGCAGCCCUGGGAGCCACUGCCACCUUCAGAGGGGUUCCUUGCUGAGACCCACAUUGCUUCACCUGGCCCCACCAUGGCUGCUUGCCUGGCCCAACCUAGCGUUCUGUGCCAUGCUAGAGCUUGAGCUGUUGCUCUUCUUCAGGGGAGGAAAUAGGGUGGAGAGCGGGAAGGGUCUUGCUCCUAAGUGUUGCUGCUGUGGCUUUUUUGCCUUCUCCAAAGACGCACUGCCAGGUCCCAAGCUUCAGACUGCUGUGCUUAGUAAGCAAGUGAGAAGCCUGGGGUUUGGAGCCCACCUACUCUCUGGCAGCAUCAGCAUCCUACUCCUGGCAACAUCAGGCCAACGUCCACCCCAGCCUCACAUUGCCAGAUGUUGGCAGAAGGGCUAAUAUUGACCGUCUUGACUGGCUGGAGCCUUCAAAGCCACUGGGAUGUCCUCCAGGCACCUGGGUCCCAUGACCAGCUCCCCAUCUCCAUAGGGGUAGGCAUUUCACUGGUUUAUGAAGCUCGAGUUUCAUUAAAUAUGUUAAGAAUCAAAGCUGUCUUUGUUCAGGCUGCUAUAACAAAAAUAUAAUAGCCUGGGUGGCUUAAACAACAA